This is a messenger RNA of Saccharomyces mikatae IFO 1815, 966 nucleotides long. RefSeq names its product TFIIH/NER complex subunit TFB3 (gene TFB3). The coding region runs from base 1 to 966 and encodes 321 amino acids. Gene Ontology annotation, biological process: positive regulation of cyclin-dependent protein serine/threonine kinase activity; regulation of transcription by RNA polymerase II; nucleotide-excision repair. Gene Ontology annotation, cellular component: transcription factor TFIIH holo complex. The record is from RefSeq and is a predicted model, not a curated record. NCBI's taxonomy places the organism in Eukaryota, Fungi, Ascomycota, Saccharomycetes, Saccharomycetales, Saccharomycetaceae. Gene Ontology annotation, molecular function: cyclin-dependent protein serine/threonine kinase activator activity. The transcript has a single exon.
AUGCUUAUGGAUGAGUAUGAGGAAAACAAGGAUAUGUGUCCGAUCUGUAAAACAGAUAGAUAUCUUUCGCCUGAUGUAAAGUUCUUGGUGAAUCCUGAAUGUUACCAUAGGAUCUGUGAGUCAUGCGUGGACCGAAUAUUCAGCCUGGGUCCUGCCCAGUGUCCCUAUAAAGGGUGUGACAAGAUUCUCAGAAAAAAUAAAUUCAAGACUCAGAUAUUUGAUGAUGUAGAGGUUGAAAAGGAGGUUGACAUCAGGAAAAGAGUUUUUAAUGUGUUCAACAAGACUAUUGAUGACUUUAACGGUGACCUUGUAGAAUUCAACAAAUACUUGGAAGAAGUGGAAGAUAUUAUAUACAAGCUGGAUCAUGGUAUUGAUGUGGCAAAGACCGAAGAAAAACUGCGUACUUACGAGGAGUUGAACAAACAAUUGAUUAUGAAUAAUUUAGAGAGAAGCAAAACGGAGAUAGAAAGUUUUGAACAAAGACAGAAAUUCGAAAAGGAAAUGAAGUUGAAGAAACGGCUAUUGGAAAAACAGAUUGAAGAGGAAGAAAGAAUAAACAAAGAAUGGACAAAAAAGGAAAUUGUCAAUCGGUUGAGUACGUCUACGCAGGACGUCAAUGAAACGAUCGAAGGCGUUAAGAACACGGUGAAAUUAAAAAAAUCGUCCGCUAGAAGGAAACUGGAGGAGCUAAACAGAGUGCUAAAAAACAACCCAUACUUUAAUUCAAAUGUGAAUUCACAAAACGCAAGACCAAAAGAUGCUGUGCCUUUUACGCCGUUUAACGGUGAUAGAGAAACGCACCCAAGGUUUACGCUGAAGGGUUCGGUAUACAAUGAUCCAUUCAUAAACGAUCUCGAACACAGGAAGGAAUUUAUUGCAUCCGGGUUCAACACCAAUUAUGCGUACGAAAGGGUCUUGACAGAGGCAUUUAUGGGGCUAGGAUGUGUUAUAUCCGAGGAACUUUAA